Messenger RNA from Aphanomyces invadans, 1753 nucleotides. RefSeq lists its product as hypothetical. Gene Ontology annotation, molecular function: oxidoreductase activity, acting on the CH-CH group of donors; protein binding. Gene Ontology annotation, biological process: very long-chain fatty acid biosynthetic process. The transcript has 4 exons. Bases 40 to 948 code for a protein of 302 amino acids. NCBI's taxonomy places the organism in Eukaryota, Oomycota, Saprolegniomycetes, Saprolegniales, Verrucalvaceae. The record is from RefSeq and is a predicted model, not a curated record.
GGGGAUUGUGGUGGUGAGGACACCAGUUUGGAAUUGACGAUGCAGAUCACGGUCUCAAACGCCAAAGGAAAGGAGUAUGGCACCGUGGAGGCCCAGCCAAAGGACACGCUCGCGCAGCUGAAGAAGCAGCUGCAAAAGAUCACUCGCUUGAGUAUCCACCGCCAAGGUUUGAAGCUCAAGACGACCGGCGACGCGUUCAAGAACUUGACUGGCGAUUUGGAAACUCUUGCGACACUCGGCUUCGUCGAAGGCACGAAUGCCCUUGUCGUCAAGGACUUGGGUCCCCAAAUCGGCUACCGCACCGUUUUCAUCUUGGAAUACCUGGGUCCCAUGGUGUUUGUGUUAUUGUACGCCACGCGCCCUGCGUUCCUCUAUGGUGCCAAGGCUGCAUCGCUUCCAUUCAGCAAGACCGCGACUUAUGGCAUUGUCGCGUGGACGCUCCAUUUCCUCAAGCGCGAGCUGGAAACAAUCUUCGUCCAUCGCUUCUCCCGCCCGACAAUGCCGCUCUUCAACUUAUUCAAGAACUGCAUGUACUACUGGUCGUUCGGUUUGAUCAUUGGGUACCCCUUGUGCCACCCUCUGUACCAAGGACCCAAGUCCGAGACCCAAGUCCUCAUCGGGCUCGUGAUUUUUGCGGUGUCUGAAAUGUUGAACUUCAGCGUGCACAUGCAAUUCCGCCUCAUGCGUACUCAAGAAGGAUCGAGCGCCCGCAACAUCCCCAAGGGUCCCCUUUUUGCCCUCGUGUCGUGCCCAAACUACACAUUUGAAGUGCUUGGAUGGGUGGGAUUCUCCAUCUUCACUCAAAUCGCUUUCGGCUACCUCUUUACGUUGGUGGGCUUCCUCCAAAUGGCUCAGUGGGCACUCCAGAAGCACAAGGGCUACUACAAGACCUACGGCGACGACUAUAAGAAGCUCGGCCGCAAGGCCUUGGUGCCGUUUUUGUUGUAAUGCUGGCAUACCUCGUUUUAUGACUUUUUGUCGUAUUGAACUUGCUCUGACAAAUAGCUCAAAAUGCCAACUAUUAAUUGGAUACAUUUGCGAGAUUUUAGCAUAAUUUCAAUUUGAACUUGAUCAUUCAAUCUGCUACACCUCAUCGCGAGCGAUGCCGCUUGUUCGCGAUGGGGUUGAUCGGGAUGUCGUCCUUGUGUUUGUCGAGAUCUAAUCGAGGGAAGAGUUCCUUAUUGUUGAGCUGGAUGCGCGCUUCCUCGGCCUGCUCGUACGCAUCCACGUCGCCAUACACCAUCUUGAUGAGGUUGUCGAACGUGGGGUCCGGUCUUAGCGCUCGGCGGGUCGUGAAGGGCGUGUUGCACACUGGGCACACUGUAUUCUUUCCUUUUUCGUGGAUGUGUCGAUGAAUGCAGACAGUGCAGAAACGAUGAAGACAUGCCGUGAUCACCAUCGCAUCACGGAUAAUACCUAGCGUUCAUUGCGUGAGGCUUGUAGUAGGAAGGAAUAUCCAUACCAGUGCAAAUGGCGCAAUUCAGCUCUUCAUCCAAGGACGAGGCUGGAAUGUGGAGUGUCCUGUCCUGUGGCUCACGGGGCUGCCGGCAUAUGUCGUACAGAUUCAUGUCAUAUCCCGCAGCGAGACGAAAUUCCUCGUAGUUGGACGCCGUGUUGGGUUCUCGGAAAGGAUUAUGUCGCUCCACCAUAUUGUUGUACGUCGUCAGCACCUCAUCAACGUCGACGUCGGCCUCGCUGUUGCCAGUCGUCCCAGCGACUCCCGCGUCCACGGACCCAUUGUGCACCAUCGUUU